Molecule: messenger RNA, 2010 nt
Organism: Effrenium voratum
Lineage: Eukaryota; Dinophyceae; Suessiales; Symbiodiniaceae
Source: the annotation of a GenBank genome assembly
AGCUGCGCUAGACUUCUUUGGCUCUCAUUUUGCUGUGAAGUCAAUUUAGUCAUUGCAAUGAUCAUCCACGCCGCGGCCAUGUCGCCCAUGGGCCACUGGGUGGUCGGGACACUCGGCCUCCUUUGCGUCAUUUGCAUAAUGCUCGGCAUGAUUGAGACAGGCUGCGAGUCUUUGCAAGUGCCGCAAUGUUUGACAUUUGCCCUUUGCGGCAUGUGUGCUUCAAACAUGAUUUGGUUUGGCACCAAUGCUGGCUUUGAAGUACUGGGGACAAAGAUUGCACGCUGGAGGAUUGUGCCCGAUUCCAAGCACCAGCAUGCAAGAACACAGGAGUCUGCUGUGCCGCAGAUCAUGGCAAAACUGGCAGGUUCUUGGCUGGACAUCUGCAUUUUCAUGGGUGUUUGGUUUACCAGCAAUCUCUCAUUCUGCGAAGUCAACCCUUUGCCUUCAGUGGCCAGCUUCUUACUCAUGGUUGGGUGCCUGGAUUUUGGUCUGUCAUUGUGGCACUGCAUCUUGCACUUGCCAUGCAUGUACAAAUAUCACAAGAUUCACCACUCAGUGCGCAUCACGGGACCGUGGAUGAACGAGGUGGAGCAUCCAGUUGAGGCAAUGGGCAAUACCGUGGUCAAGUACUUCGCUGUCGUGUUGGUGUCCAACUGUUUGCCGAUGAGCACCAAAGUUGCCGUGGCAUACUUCAUGUUCUCAACUUGGUACGGAGUCAUGGUGCAUUCUGGCUACAAUUUGCCACCCUUUGACUGGAUUGGGCGGAUGCCGGCCUUGCGGAUCAUCACUCCCAAGCACCACCAAGACCACCACUUGAAUGGCACAAAGAACCUCGGAGCCAUCACCUCGCUUUGGGACCAGCUUUUUCAGAGAGUCCUGUCCACAGCGCCGGAAGCCGACCCACGUCACAGCAGCCGCAUGGGCAAAACCUGGAAGGGUAGUCUCCGUGACAUCAGCGAUGAGCAGCUUACAGAUUUGGUCCAGGCAGUUCGUGCGCAUGGGAUGAUUGUGAUUCCAAAUCAAUCCUGGAGUUUGGAAGAGCAAGAGACGUUUACACAGCGCUUGGGGGAACUCACUGCCACGGUUGUGGGUCAGGCUCCAGAGUACUUUGAGGUUCAUCCCCGGAUUGUUCGGCUGUCGAAUUUUCGUGCUGAUGGCCAGUGGAAGGGCCCAAGCUAUCAGGGCGCAGAGGUGUGGCACCAAGAUGGGGACUACAUGAAGAUGUCGCAACGCCAUAUCCUAACUGUGCUGUCUGCAGACAAGAUUCCAAGAAGUGGAGGUGGCACAGGCUUUGUGGAUCUUGUUGCGGCUGCUGCUGCCCUGCCGCCGUCUUUGCGCCGCAAAGCUGCCAGCUUGAACUGCUUCAGCUCAGCGCGAAGAAACGCGGAGUAUAUGAAGAGAGACUUCACCGCGGAAGACGCGGAAAGAUAUCCGGACCAACGUAUGCCAGUGCUGCAUUUGCACCCUCGUGAUGGCCGAGAGCUGCUUCUUAUGGGUUCGGAGCUGUCAAUCUUCGAGGACCAGCAGAAUCAACCAGAUGUUGAGACAACCCAGGCCCUGUUUCAACAUGUACUGUCUGCACAGUGGAUGUAUUUCCACCAGUAUAGGCCAGGUGAUGUUAUUAUAUGGGACAACUUGCAAACCCUUCACAAAGCUUUGCCCUUUGUGAACGAUGGGUCUGAUUGUCGCCUUCUUUGGCGCGCUCAAGCGCGGGUGACAGAGGCCUUCCCGUGGUAAUAUCGCCGAGAUUGUGGGCUGGGUGUCUUGAUGCUUGCAACACUUUUGUGUAUAGACAGGACAUGUACAGAGCGCUAUGACGGAUGCUUUGAAACAUCCAUUUCUCGCAAGCGACGAAUUUUGGCGGAGCUGGAGCACAAUAUUGUGGCCGGUUCUGUAGCAAAUAAUAUUCGUUUGAAAUGCAAUUCGCCUAAAUUGUAAAGCAGAAUUCUUUGUAUAGCAAGGUGCAACGGAAUCUAACGAAUGACGAGCAAGCAUAGAUACAUUCAAACG